GGCGAGCACGAGCCGAGACGACAGAGAGACGAGACCAGACGAACGAGCAGCUACGCCCUCCACAAUUCGUGCGCCUUCCUCCCUCCCUCCCCCACCACCACCGCCACGCCUCCCGAGGCGACGAAUCGGGCCUCCUCCGCGCGCCGCCGCCACGCCGAUAUUGGAAGGUGCUCUGACGGCUGGGACACCGGCGUGAGUUGCAUGGGGAAAGGAUGCCAGAGCUGCGAAGCAGUACUCGCCUAGCGCGCCUGAGGUCCAGGAAGCUCGACGAUCAGCAACCAGCAGAGCCGGCUGAGAAACCAGUGCCACCUGCUCCACGGAGAGCAGGGAAGCGUGCUCCUGUCCCUGUCGUCAGGGGAAGAAAGGGCGCUGCUGGGAGAAGAGCGGUACCAGCACCAAGACGUACGAGAAAGGGGGCUGAGGUUGUCGACGUGGACACUGACCCAGCUUGUGAAGAGCCCCCUAAAGCUGUUGCUGUACAGGAAGUUGUCUGUGAAGCCAAGAAGCCUGUUUUGAAAAAGGUUGCUGAGUCCAUUAAAGACUUAAGAAUGGAUGGUGGAAGUGCAGACAAGCUUGUCGGGGCUGACGAUGAAUCUACACCAAUCCCCGAGAGGGUUCAUGUAGGUAAUUCUCCAGUAUAUAUAACUGACAGGAAACUGGGUAAAGGUGGCUUUGGUCAAGUCUAUGUUGGUCGAAGGGUAUCUGGUGGGACUGCUCACACUGGUCCUGAUGCCUAUGAGGUUGCGUUGAAAUUUGAGCACCGAAGCAGUAAAGGGUGCAAUUAUGCUCCCCCAUAUGAGUGGCAAGUUUAUCAGUCCCUCAACGGCUGCUAUGGUGUACCAGCGGUCCACUACAAGGGCCGCCAGGGCGACUACUAUAUCCUUGUAAUGGAUAUCCUUGGUCCCAGUCUUUGGGAUGUGUGGAAUUCAUUGGGGCAGAUGAUGUCUCCGCAUAUGGCUGCUUGUAUUGCUGUAGAGGCCAUAUCAAUUCUCGAGAAACUUCAUUCCAAAGGGUUUGUUCAUGGUGAUGUAAAGCCGGAGAACUUUCUGCUUGGUCUGCCUGGAUCACCUGACGAGAAGAAGCUUUUCCUUAUUGAUCUUGGUUUGGCAUCAAAGUGGAAGGAUCCGGCAGGUCUACAUGUUGAUUAUGAUCAAAGACCUGAUAUCUUUAGGGGAACAAUUAGAUAUGCGAGUGUACAUGCCCAUUUAGGUCGUACAGGUAGUAGAAGGGAUGAUUUAGAGUCUCUGGCAUACACCCUCUUAUUUCUAAUAAAAGGAAGAUUGCCUUGGCAAGGCUACCAGGGGGAUACCAAGAGUUUCCUCGUUUGCAAGAAAAAAAUGUCUACUUCUCCGGAUACCCUAUGUAAUGCUGCUCCAGCUCCAUUCAAACAUUUGCUUGAGACUGUUACAAACAUGAAAUUUGAUGAAGAGCCAAAUUAUGCCAAACUUAUUUCUCUAUUCGAUGGUUUGAUUGAAGCACCUGCAUCAAGGCCUAUCAGAAUCGACGGGGCCCUUAAGGUGGGGCAGAAACGUGGAAGAUUGCCUGUAAAUCUUGAAGAAGAUGAGCAGCCUAAGAAGAAAAUUAGAUUAGGGAGCCCCGCGUCGCAGUGGAUUUCAGUUUACAAUGCCAGGCGCCCUAUGAAGCAGAGGUACCAUUACAACGUGGCAGACAACAGGCUCCAACAGCACAUAGAAAAGGGAAAUGAGGACGGCCUGUACAUUAGUUGUGUGGCUUCUUCACUGAAUCUGUGGGCUCUCAUUAUGGAUGCGGGUACUGGUUUUGGUUCUCAAGUUUAUGAACUAUCGCCAGCUUUUCUACACAAGGACUGGAUAAUGGAUCAGUGGGAGAAAAGUUUCUACAUAACAGCAAUAGCCGGAGCAUCCAAUGGAAGUUCAUUGGUUGUAAUGUCUAAAGGAACUCCUUACACUCAACAGUCAUACAAGGUUAGCGAAUCAUUCCCCUUCAAGUGGAUCAACAAAAAGUGGAAAGAAGGUUUUCAUGUAACAUCCAUGGCCACAGCGGGAAAUCGCUGGGGAGUAGUCAUGUCAAGGAACUCAGGCUAUUCUGAACAGGUUGUAGAGUUGGAUUUCCUGUACCCAAGCGAAGGUAUCCAUCGACGAUGGGAGCAAGGUUACAGGAUAACCUCUUCGGCAGCCACUAUUGACCAAGCCGCUUUUAUCUUGAGCAAGCCAAAACGGAAACCAGUAGACGAGACACAAGAAACUCUCCGGACCUCCGCCUUUCCCAGCAACCAUGUAAAGGACAAAUGGGCGAAGAACCUGUACAUCGCUUCGAUCUGUUAUGGGCGAACAGUCUGUUGACCUCUGCAAAUUGAAUUUUCCAAAGGAGGGAGCGACGUUUAAUUAAUAUAGUAGUUUGUGAAAAAAAAAAGAGAAUCAAGUGAAGAGAGCCGCCAGGAUAUAGGAUUAGAAAACAGAGGGAUGUUGCUGUGAAUGGGUAUCCAGCCGUAAAUUGUGAAGGGAUGUUGUAUGGAAUGCAGGCUAUAUAUAAUUAUAUAUGGACCUUCUCCAUAAGUAGCUACGUAACAUAUUCCGCAUGGAAUUCAUGUCUCUUUGCCGUGCA
Molecule: messenger RNA, 2583 nt
Organism: Brachypodium distachyon (stiff brome)
Lineage: Eukaryota; Viridiplantae; Streptophyta; Magnoliopsida; Poales; Poaceae
Product: casein kinase 1-like protein HD16
Exons: 17
Coding region: 213-2321 (702 amino acids)
Biological process (GO): endocytosis; peptidyl-serine phosphorylation; signal transduction
Cellular component (GO): nucleus; cytoplasm
Molecular function (GO): ATP binding; protein serine/threonine kinase activity
Source: RefSeq, a predicted model, not a curated record